AUGGGAGUUUUGUAUAUGCUGAUGUUCACUGGUAAACAGAAAUACAGAAGGGUGAAACAGUUGAUUUCAGAGGACAGUGAUGGGAUGAUUGUUUUUAUUGAGGCUCGAUCUUCUUUAGUCGAGCAGAUCCGUGCACACCAUUUUGAUGAUGAGAAGUUAUGUAUCAUUCGAGACAAAGUAUUGAGAUGGGAAGCCAAGGAGGUUGUCCUUGAUCCUAAUGGCGUCUUAAGGAUCGGAGGCAGGAUUUGUGUGCCUAAAACAGGCGAUUUGAUUAGAUUAAUUCUUGAGGAGGCCCAUUGUUCUCGAUUUUCCAUCCAUCCGAGGGCGGCGAAAAUGUAUCAUGAUUUGAGUCAGCAUUACUGGUUGUGUGGGAUGACGAGAGAUAUUUCAAACUUUGUUUCUAGGUGUUUGACUUGCCAGCAGACAGUUGGUCAGUCUGAGCGGAUGAUUCAGGUUUUGGAAGAUAUUCUCCAAGCGUGUGUGAUCGAUUUCAGAGAUAGAUGGGAUCGACAUCGCAGAUAG
Molecule: messenger RNA, 522 nt
Organism: Solanum lycopersicum (tomato)
Lineage: Eukaryota; Viridiplantae; Streptophyta; Magnoliopsida; Solanales; Solanaceae
Source: RefSeq, a predicted model, not a curated record